AUGGUUUUGAAUGAAUUAGGGAACAAGUUAAGAUCUUCCUUGAACUCAAUAAGUAAUAUUGACUCGGAGGAGAUCAGCAACUUGUUGAAAGAAAUAUCUAAUGCAUUAAUUGAAAAUGAUGUUAAUUUCAAAUUGGUCGUAAAUUUAAGAAACAACAUUCAGAAAAAAAUCGAUAAAGAAAUCAAUGACAGUGAUUCAGUGAACAACAAAAGGAAGAAAUUACAGAAAAUUGUUUUCGAUGAAUUAGUUGCCUUGGUUGAUUGUGAAUAUACUCCUGUAAAGAUCAAGAAAGUAUCAACUGCUAAUAAUAAAGUCUCAAAUCCCAAGAGGAAACAAAAAGUGGUCUCCAGUCAUGUUAUAAUGAUGGUUGGUUUGCAAGGGGCUGGUAAGACCACUUCAUGUACAAAGUUGGCAGUCUAUUACAAAAAAAGGGGUUACAAAGUUGGUUUGGUUUGUGCGGAUACAUUCAGAGCUGGUGCUUUCGAUCAAUUAAAACAGAAUGCCAUAAAAUCCAAUAUACCAUUUUAUGGUAGUUAUAUUGAAACAAACCCAGUAAAAAUAUCAUUCGAAGGGGUAAGCAAAUUCAAAAGCGAACAGUUUGAUAUAAUUAUCGUAGAUACUUCUGGUAGACAUCAACAAGAACAAUCAUUGUUCAAUGAAAUGAUCGAGAUAUCUGAGAAAAUUCAACCUAAUCAAACCAUAAUGGUCAUGGAUGGUACCAUAGGUCAAGCCGCUGAAAGUCAAGCCAAAGCUUUCAAAGACGCCUCAGAUUUCGGAUCAAUCAUAUUAACUAAGAUGGAUGGACACGCAAAAGGUGGGGGUGCAAUCUCGGCCAUUGCUUCAACUAAAACCCCCAUCAUAUUUAUAGGGGUGGGUGAACACAUUCAAGAUUUUGAACCAUUCAAUCCCAAAUCAUUCAUUUCAAAAUUAUUAGGUAUUGGAGAUAUCAACUCAUUGAUUGAUCAUGUUAAGUCAUUAAACUUAGAAAACGAUGAAAACCAUAAAAAGACUUUAGAAAACUUCAAGGAGGGUAAAUUCACUUUGAGGGAUUUCCAAACUCAAAUGAACAAUUUCUUGAAGAUGGGUCCAUUGAGUAAUAUUGCUUCGAUGAUACCUGGUAUGUCCAAUUUAAUGUCACAAGUUGGGGAAGAUGAGACAUCAUCCAGAAUCAAAAACAUGAUCUAUAUUAUGGAUUCAAUGACCACCCAAGAAUUGGACUCUGAUGGGAGAAUUUUGCUUGAUCAACCACAAAGAAUCUUAAGAAUUGCCAGAGGUUCAGGUUGCUCCGUUGUUGAAGUCGAGAUGGUCUUGCAACAACAAAAAAUUAUGAGUUCAAUGGCUCAAAAUGCUAAGAAUAUGAAUAUGAAUAAUCAAAAUCCUGGUUUCAAUAGAGCUAUGCAACAAGCCCAAUCAAAUCCAAACUUCAUGCAACAAGCAAUGAAUAUGUUGGGUGGUGCUGGUGGUGCCGGUGCUGGUGGUGCUGGUGGAAUGCCAAACAUGCAACAAAUGAUGAAUAAUCCAGCAAUGAUUCAACAAGCUCAGCAAAUGAUGAGAAAUAACCCUGGAAUGAUGCAACAAGCUCAACAAAUGAUGUCUAACCCUGGGAUGAUGCAAAAAAUGAUGCAACAGUUCGGAGGUGGAGGCUUUUGA
Messenger RNA from Yamadazyma jaroonii, 1650 nucleotides. Lineage: Eukaryota; Fungi; Ascomycota; Pichiomycetes; Serinales; Debaryomycetaceae. The record is from the annotation of a GenBank genome assembly.